Messenger RNA from Triticum urartu, 861 nucleotides. RefSeq names its product polyubiquitin 11-like. Gene Ontology annotation, cellular component: nucleoplasm; cytosol. NCBI's taxonomy places the organism in Eukaryota, Viridiplantae, Streptophyta, Magnoliopsida, Poales, Poaceae. Gene Ontology annotation, molecular function: proteasome binding; polyubiquitin modification-dependent protein binding; ubiquitin binding. Gene Ontology annotation, biological process: proteasome-mediated ubiquitin-dependent protein catabolic process. The record is from RefSeq and is a predicted model, not a curated record.
AUGGAGGUGACGUUCGAGACGACGCAGGGCCGCCGAUUCGUCGUCGAGAUUUGGUAUUUCUCCACCGUGCGGAGGAUCAAGGAGUACAUCCUGAAGCAGGAGGGCAUCCCCGUGGAGUCCCAGCGGCUCUUCUUCCAGGGCAAGGAGCUCGACGACGACCGCGACACCGAGCACUACCCCAUCCUGGAGGGAUCCCACGUGCUCAUCGUCCUGCCGGAUGAAUCUCCCGCUGCCGCCGCCGUCGCCGCCGCUGACGGCCAUGCUGCAAGCGCCCCGGGCGCCGUCGUCCACGUCGUCGCCUCCGGGCCGGCCCUCGGCCAGGGCCGCAGCGUCGCGCUUGAACUGGACGCGUCCUGCACGGUCGCCCGCCUCAAGGAGACGCUCCAGGAGCGUACGGACGGCGCGCUUCCCGCCGCCAAGGUGAGCGCGUUCUUGGACAAGGACGAGAUGGAGGAUGACAAGGCGCUGGCGGAGUUCCAGCCGCCGGCCGAUGGGAUGAAGAUGGAGGUGCGCGUAGUCGUGCGCCAGCCGCCGCCGUCGCCAGCGUGCAACAACGGGAACGGGGUGGCCAAUUGCAAGGUUAACAAGCGGAUGUCGGUGGAGGUGAAAUGGGGCGCCAAGACCGCGACGCUGGAGGUGAGCGACAUGGACGCCGUCAAGGAGCUGCGGGCGGAGCUGGGCAGCGCGGCGCCGCACCUGCUCCUGCCUAACGACGGCGCCUACUUCUUCAUCUACAAGCAGAACGUCAUGGAGGAGGAGCGCACGCUGCGCUGGCACGACGUCAAGACCGGCGACACCAUCGAGAUCUUCAACGGCAGGGUCACCGGAGGCGCUUGAUAUGCAUGUUUUGUUCUUGUGCAU